UACGCCUCACACCUCUAGGUAGUGGAACGUCUCGCAUCACGUCUCCGCGUUUUAAAACAUUUAUGAUAAUAUAAGAUGCAUAACUAGAGUAGUGAUGUUUGAAUGAGAAUAUGGGAUAUUUCUAUACAUGUUCAAUAUUUAAUAUAAAAAAAGUAAGUAAAACUAUAAUGAAAAGGAAAAGUUAAAAUGCAAGUUAUUCAUGAGAAAUCAUGCGUAGAGGCCUCGGACAUCAAAACCCAUUCAUCGGAGCUCUUGCUUUUGCUAUUUAUAAGGACAAAAUCAUUUCAUUCAUCACUCUUACUUGCUUCCUUGUCAAUCAAACAGCUGGAAGAAAGAGUGAGUGUUUCUGUCUGAAGUUCUUGUAAGCACAUUGAUCUUCAUCUCUCUUGCGAUUUUUUCUUCACUCGAUUCUUGGCUCGUGAUUUCGAGGAUUAUUCUUUUCGACAAAUACGUUUUGAUGAUUAUGUCUAAUUUUAGGGUUCUAUUGUUUAGCACAUUAGUUGGUUUAACUUAAUCUCUCUCUUUCUCUCUCUCUCUCUCGUUAAGCUGGAAAUUCCUUUAGAUAACUGUAUUCUUGAAACCUUGAGUCUUUUCCUUGAAUGCCUUCUAAUCACUAGUCGUCCUGGUUUUCUCCAAUUGAAUAUGUAGUGCUGAUUCCUCUCCAUAUUAAUCCAGUUCAUUUGGCUUUUUAUUGGUUGACAUUGAACUGAAACAAGUUUUACCCAAUGAUAAUAUAAGAUGCAUAAGGUGAUGUUUGAAUGAGAAUAUGAGAUAUUUGUAUACAUGUUCAAUAUUUAAUAUAAAAAAAGUAAGCAAAACUAUAACGGAAAGGAAAAGUUAAAAUGCAAGUUAUUCAUAAGAAAUCAUGCAUAGAGGCCUCGGACAUCAAAACCCAUUCAUUGGGGCUUUUGUUUUCGCUAUUUAUAAGGAUGCAUUCAUUUUAUUCAUCUCUUACUUGUUUCCUCAUCAAUCAAACAGCUAGAAGAAAGAGUGAGGGUUUCUGUCUGAAGUUCUUGAGAUGGAGAUAGGGUUGUCAAGUGAUGACAUACCCAUUGAAGUCUUGUCUCGGUUGCCAGCAAAGACAUUGCUCGGACUAAAGUGUGUAUCUAGAGGGUGGCACCACCUUAUUUCUGAUCCUGCUUUCAUCAGGGUUCAGAUACAAAGGUCAAAAGAAGCCAUUUCUGGGUUCUUCUUCCAGGAGAAGUUCCAUUGGUGUGAUGCAGACAUUGAAACUCUAAGUUACAUUCCUAUUGGAAGGGAACAAGCCGUCGUGAAGCACACAGUAUUGGAUUUUCUACCUGAGAAGGUUGUCAUCAUGGACUCAAGUAAUGGGCUUAUUUGCUGUAGGAGUUGUAUGCCUGCUCCGGAUCCAGUCAUCUAUGUCUGCAACCCUUCAAACAAGGAGUGGGUCACAUUAAAGUGGGCCAAACCAGAGAAAAGCAAAAGCCUUGCCUUACUUUUUGACCCAUUUUGCAAUCCUAUAGAUACCCCCAUGAAUUUCAAGGUGAUUAGUGUUCAUCAAAUAGAGACUGAUACUGAUUUGUACUUCUCAUUUAAAAUCUACUGUUCAGAAAAAGGAGCAUGGAGGGAAUCCAAGGAGAACUGUUUUUGUCAUUAUGAUUUGUUUAAGAGAAAAGGGGUUUUCGCUGGUGGGGUUUUACAUUGGCUAACCAAUGGGGACCAAAUCCUUACAUUCAAUGUAGAAAAUGAGCAGUGCCAAUUGAUUAAUCUACCAACUUCCACCAUCGAGUGUAAUGACCUACCUGAGAUGUGCAUUGGUGAAGCCGAAGGACAUCUACAUUAUAUUAUGAUCUCCACAUCUGGACUUCAAGUUUGGAUCCUUGAAGACUAUAGUGGACCCAAAUGGGUACUGAAAGACUCUAUAUCAUUAGCCAUGAUGGAGGAAGAAAACCCACAAUUCCUCUAUAAUUUGUUGCAGAGAACGGCAGGACGGGUUACAUUUGAUAUGAUACCAUGGAUAGAACCUUUGGCUUUCAAAGAUGGACUCUUGCUUAUGAGGGUGUCCUCUAGAAUGUAUUUGUACCACCUUGAGUCAAGGAGGAUGAAGGAACUCUGCUCCCUUACAAAACUGGGACCUAACUCUCUUGUGUAUCCAACAGUACUUCCCUAUAGCAUGAGCUUGAUUCGACUGGCAUACCCAUGAGCAGUAUGAGGAAUACCUCUAUGAAAUCAUAUCAAAGGUUGUGAAAGAAAUAAUGAUGGCAUGGGUGCAACUUUUGGGGGUUUUGAAUGGAUUUAUCAUGUCUAAACAGAAAUAGAGUUUAAUGCUUUUUCAUUUAAUGGUUGAGCAUUUUGGCAUGGCUGCUGCUUUUUGAAGGUUCUGACUGCCUUUAUCAUGUGUAAAGAGAAAUAGAUUUUAAUGCCUUUUAAUUUUAUGAUUGAAGAGCAGUCCCUUUGUACAGAUCCUUGGUGUACAUGGGCUCAUUUUGAUAUAUUAAUGAGAAGUUAUACUUUACCUUUUUUUAAAAAAAUUCCAUUUGUCAAAUACUUGUUAUUAGUUUUGUUACUUGCAAAGUUUAGCCUUAGUGAAGCAGGUCUGUGAUAAGUUUUCAUGUUCAUUAUUGCAUUUAGACUUAUGAAAGCUGAGCUAAGUUUAGCCUUAGUGAAGCAGGUCUGUGAUAAGUUUUCAUGUUCAUUAUUUUUAAUAUUUUAAACUAUUGUAUCUCUACAAUGGCUGAAUUACAAGCAGUGAUACAAAAAGUGAAACUAGCAUUCCAAACACAAUGAUAAAGGUUGACUGUGGAGGGGGAUUUGAAAACAGUUGAGUUAGCUCAGGGCACAUGUAGAAGGAUGAUUCCCUGGGUGCCCAGAUCAACAAAUACUUUGGCUGAUUCCCUGGCUCGUGAAGGAGUAAAUAAGCAGAAAUUAAGACGGGGAGAGUACCAUCUGGGGUAAGUUGUAAGUGGUCUAGGGAGGGGCUCUUGAUGGGGCAGGAUAAUGUUUAUACUUGUAUUUUGUUGCUUUUUCCCAGUUUCACUCCUUGUACCUUAUACAAUUCUUUUAAUAUGGAUAAAAAUUACUUCUACUGAUAAAGAAGUAUAUAUUUUAAACCUUUUUAUGUAGUAAAUCCAUGAAUACUUACACAACUUAGUGGAAUAAACAACUAGUGCAAUGAAAUAGGCCAGAACAAUGAUAAAAUAAGAAUAAAUGAAUAUCUGGAAUAUUACUAUUGAU
This is a messenger RNA of Nelumbo nucifera (sacred lotus), 3195 nucleotides long. NCBI's taxonomy places the organism in Eukaryota, Viridiplantae, Streptophyta, Magnoliopsida, Proteales, Nelumbonaceae. The record is from RefSeq and is a predicted model, not a curated record.